This is a messenger RNA of Pichia kudriavzevii, 3276 nucleotides long. RefSeq lists its product as uncharacterized. Lineage: Eukaryota; Fungi; Ascomycota; Pichiomycetes; Pichiales; Pichiaceae. Gene Ontology annotation, cellular component: cell septum; cell periphery. Bases 1 to 3276 code for a protein of 1091 amino acids. The record is from RefSeq and is a predicted model, not a curated record. Gene Ontology annotation, molecular function: chitin synthase activity. The transcript has a single exon.
AUGCCUAACUACGACAACCCUUUUGCCAUAAACGAUACAGAUGAUGAAUCUUCUUAUCAACAUUCUAUUUUAGGAAACCAUGAAAUCCCAUUAACCCUGGGCCCAUUUGAACACGAACAUGAAGUAAAUGGCAUAACUAACAAUAUACACGGUCAUCGGCGUCAAAUCUCAGUAGAUCAAUUACAAGUUCCAACGAACUCCGCAAGAAUAAUUUCUUCUCCCAGACGUUAUGAUGGAUCUCACAAUAUCCGUGAUUCCACGGAUCCUUUCAAUACUGCCUUUGAUGAUGACGAUGAUGAUGAUGCGAUUGGUAAUGGUGGUGACUAUGGGGAGAGGGAAGAAAACUGGAAUCCACAAGAAGAUAUGCGGUCGGUAAACACUUUUCAUAACUAUAGUUUAGAUUCGAAUAUUGAAGGUCACCCGAUGGAUAGUGUCUCUAUGCGUACAAACAAAACAAAUGGUGUUAAUGUGUAUGAAUACGAUCAUUCUGAUAAUUCCAACAUGUACGAAACCUCAACGGCAAACAUUCUUAAUGCACAUGGAGAUACAAACUCUAAUUUUGAAUAUUCACCUGCACACUCUAACCAACAGUUGAACCAACAUAAUAAUUCACAAUCAGGGGAUCGUAACCUUUCAUUUCAUCGUCCUGAUUUUUCAUACUAUUCCGAUGAAUUUUCACCGAUUUUUCAAGAUUUUGAAAGAGAUAUUGAUGAGCCAGAAUUAGAUAAUAACGAUUUGUUCCAAGAUGAAGUAAUGAAUGAUCAAAACGAUCUUAAAGACGGUAAUUUUGCUGAUAAAUGCGACAACAGGGUCGAAUUGAUUGAUGGGAAAUACUAUAGUUUUGACUAUCCGGUCCCAUCGCAGUUACUAAAUCGAAUUCCUUUUAAUGGUGCUAAAAAUUUAACUGAAUUCAAUCGCCUAAGAUAUCAUGCAAUUACCGCAGAUCCGAAGGAUUAUACCGAUGAAGAUCCUAUUAUAAAAGAUUACAUCCAAAAUUAUCCGUUGAGACAAAAUAUAUAUCCUAUCAAGCGUGAUACGGAGUUAAUGAUAGUAUGUACAAUGUACAAUGAGGAUGAGAUUUUACUUGCACGCACUUUGAAGGGUGUUUUCAAAAAUAUCAAGACCAUGUACAAUUUAAAGGAAAAUAAGGAUGUCCACCCUUGGGGAAAGGAUAGUUGGAAGAAGAUUGUUGUUGUUAUUGUAAGUGAUGGUAAGUUGAAAAUUGAUGAGAAAUCGAAAGCAUUACUGACUCUGUUGGGUGCGUUUCAAGAAGGUAUUAUGCAAGAAAGUGUAAAUAAUGAUAAGGUGAAUGCGCACUUAUUUGAAUACACAACAACAUUUGGUAUUGGAAAAUUCGAUUACAAUAGGGAAAAUCAUUCAUAUAAUGUUCCAUUAGUUACUGAACAAACAAUCCCUGUUCAGUUAAUGUUUCUAUUGAAGGAAGAAAACAAACAAAAAAUCAACUCGCAUAGAUGGGCUCUAAACUUCCUUUGUCCAAACCUAAACCCCAAGGUGGUUGUUCUUUUAGACGUUGGAACCGAGCCGGGUCCUGAUUCCAUUUUCAAGUUAUGGAAGGCAUUUAAGGAUCCAAAAGUAGGUGGUUCAUGUGGUGAAAUCAGGGCCAUGUUGGGUAAUCAUGCGUCUCCAAAUGAUGAGAGCUCAAUUUGGAGGAAAAUUGGUAGAUUCAUCUAUUUUAAAUUUUCAGACUUUGUCAUGUGUACGAUCAAUCCACUAGUUGCAGCCCAAAACUUUGAAUAUAAAAUGUCAAAUAUUUUGGAUAAACCAAUGGAGAGUUCUUUUGGAUUUGUUACUGUUUUGCCAGGUGCCUUCUCUGCGUAUAGAUACGAGGCAUUAAAGGGAGAACCGUUAAGAGCAUAUUUCCAUGGUGAGGAUAUGAAAUCAGCUACUUCUAAGCCAGCUGGAAUUCUAGAAUCUAAUAUGUACCUUGCAGAAGAUAGAAUUCUAUGUUUUGAGUUAGUUGCCAAGAGCGAAAAAUCAUAUUUAUUGAAAUAUGUUCACAAUUCGUAUGCCGUUACUGAUGUUCCAUCCCAUAUUAGUGAAUUUGUUAACCAAAGAAGAAGAUGGUUAAAUGGCUCAUUUUUUGCUGCAUUAUAUUCUAACCUACAUUUCUAUCGUUUAUUAAAAUCAACACAUUCAAUAGGAAGGAAAAUAGCAUUAGUUAUCGAAGUAAUUUACCAAACGAUUAAUAUAUUACUAUCCUGGUUUUCAUUAUCAAUUUACUUCCUAGUUUUCAGGAUUCUAACACAAAAUAUCAGAGACACAUUUGUUGGUGAAAAGGUUGGAAAUAUAUUGGCAAUUGUGUUUCUUUGGGUUUACAUUGCAGCAUUUGUUCUAACUUUUAUUAUUUCAUUCGGUAAUAAACCAAAUGAUGCGAAAUAUCUCUAUUUAUUAGUUUUUGCAUUGUUUGCUUGUGUGGUGAUAUACAUGACAUUCUGUGUUAUCGUAUUAACGAUUGAAUCGGUUCAUUUGAUUAAGCAACAAAUUGGGGACUAUUCCUCAUUCACUGCUUCCAUUGCAUUGAAGUACUUUGAAAAUUCCAAAUUUAGAGAUUUAACAGUGUCCUUAGCAUCUACCUAUGCCCUAUAUCUGAUUGGGUCGUUAAUUUUCUUUGACGUUUUCCAUUUGAUUGCAUGUACCAUACCAUAUGUGCUAUUGUCGCCAGCAUACAUUAAUGUAUUGAGUGUUUUUGCAUUCUGUAAUAUUAAUGAUAUAUCGUGGGGUACCAAGGGAUCUGUUACUAUUGAAGCGCCAAAGAAAAAGGCAGUGAACGAUGACAACGAUGAAAAGAAUAUUUUACUACUAAGUGAAAACCUGGAAAAUCCAGAUGAUUUAUUCAAAAAGGCACAGUUAUGUAUGGAGGGUAAAAACCCUGAUAAUGAUGGUGAAAAGGCAGCAAAACUGGAGAGUGAUUUGAUCCUAGAAAAUAUUAAGAAAUCAGAAAAAAACUACGCAUUAGGUAGAACCUACACUGUUUCACUAUGGUUAAUUUGUAACUUUAUCCUGCUUGUUAUUAUUUUGCGUACCGGGGGGUUAGAGGACUAUUCGGACUACAAAAAUGGAACGGAUACAUCGACUUCUACCAGUGGACUUUCCAAGAGAAGUUACUGGAAUAAUAUGAAUGUUGCUAACAUUUUUAUGACGGUUAUCUUAUGGCUUGUUGCGGCGCUAGCAUUGGUCAGACUAAUCGGAUGUAUCUAUUACCGGAUCUCUUUUUUUUUCAAGGAGAGAAAAUUCCAUCGCUCCUUAGUUGUGUAA